Molecule: messenger RNA, 1790 nt
Organism: Aaosphaeria arxii CBS 175.79
Lineage: Eukaryota; Fungi; Ascomycota; Dothideomycetes; Pleosporales
Product: alpha/beta-hydrolase
Exons: 2
Coding region: 375-1427 (350 amino acids)
Molecular function (GO): hydrolase activity
Source: RefSeq, a predicted model, not a curated record
AGUAGAUAGGAAUCAUUAUAACCGUGAGAGGUUAUCGAACGGCGAUGCGGCGUUUCCGAACCACCGAUCGGAUAACAACCUCCAAGAAACCUCAAUCAUGAGCCUCGUAUUUCGCUUUCAUCUACCCACGCGCGAUUCGCAGGGGUAGAUGCAGCCACAGCCAAGACGACAAUGAGGACAUUUAAAACAUGUCGCAGGACCCUUCUUCGCGAAAUCAGCUAGACCUACGAAGACAGUCUCAACCAAACAUGGACAGGAUGUCAAAACGACGGACAUAACGGAAAUAUUUGAAAGAGAUAUAUACCACCACAUGGACACAACAACACAAACAACGGACUACAACAUAACAUAACGAUCAACCAUCUCCAACAAUAAUGGCCCUCCAAUACCUCUCCGCCAAACUGUCCGUCCUCCCGCGCCUCUUCUCCCCAACAACGACAUUCCUCUUCGCGCCCUCCUCCGUCCCCUUCACCCUCCGCUGGCGGCUCCUCUUCAUGCAGCCCAUCAACCUCCUCGCCGCGCUUCUCACAUCCCCGCAAUGGCUCUUCAACAACCGCUACUCAGUCCUGUACGCACCGACCCGCAGCCCGGGGGCCUCCCAACGUUGCCUCGUGUACCAUCCCCCAACCAACAACUCCAAGGCGAAGAAGCCAAAGCCGCCGCUGCACAUCAACAUCCACGGCGGCGGCUGGAUCGGCGGCAUCGCAGAACAAGACAGUCGCUUCUGCGCGCACCUCUCGGACGCAACCGCCGCCAUCGUGGUCUCGAUAUCGUACCGCACGGCGCCGCGGUGGCGGUUCCCCGCCGCGCACGAGGACGUCGAGGACGUGGUGCGCUGGGUGCUUGGCCACGCGGCGAGGGAGUGGGAUGUUGAUUUGGGGGCUGUGACGGUGGGAGGGUCGUCGGUGGGUGGGACGCUGGCGCUGGGUUUGGGGAAGAGGGUUACCCUUGCUUCCUCUUCCCUACGUGAUGGCGGUGAUGAUGAGGAGGGGAUUGAUAUUAAGGGGUGCGUGCUCGUGUGUCCGCUGCUGGAUUCGCGUCCCAAGACUGUCGAGCGAGAGAAACCGCCUGGGUUUCCUGCGAAGGACCCGCUGGACUUCUUGUAUCCGCUGUUUGACGCCUACGGGGAGUUCGAGAGGCGCGAGGGUGGAGCGGUGGAGGGCGCGGCGUUGAGCCCAAUGUUGAUGCGGGCGGAGGACCUGCCGGCGAGGUUGAUGGUCGUAGUGGCGGGGGUGGACAUCCUUGCGAAGGAGCAGUUGGAGUUUGUGCGGAGGGUGGAGGGGGAGAUCGAGGAGUGCAGGGUUAUGGUCUUUGAGAAGGGAUUUCAUGGGUUCAUGGAAUUGCCGAAGUUCGUCAUGGAGAAGGAGCGCAUCGAGGUUUUCACCGAAGCUGUCGAUUUCAUCAAGCGAGCACGACGGUCUUCAUGAAUGCUGAUUACAUCUUGUAAUUUGUGAUAAAGGGGCUCUAUUUUGAAGUGCUCUGUAUUGAUUUUCUUGCUUCUAUCAAGAUUGGGUCCCAGCAGUGAAUAGACUGGCUGCUGCGUCGUCAACAGGCUUUUAAAACUUUAUAUCCAGGGUAGAUGGACACUCUCCCAUAUCUCACCAGUCUCACCUCUUCUCACUUCUAUUUUCCUUUCUGGUUUCAUCGCCAGGCUCGCCGUUGCCUGCAAACAGAGUUUCUUGGGCUGUGAUCAUGUCAGUCACUGUUACACCACUUUGCGUGAUUGAAAUGGGGUAGAAUGGGAUGGGACGGUCUCGUGCAACGUACCACUCCAUAGUUCGGAAUAGACA